AUGCCAAAAGGUGUAAAAGUGAUCAGCUACGACAAACAAGGAGUGGGGAAAAGGUUCAAAUCUUCCAAAAAAAGGCAUUCAUGGAGACUUGAAAUCGAAGGAGACCAAAUCCAAGUUGAUCUCUAUAUCUCAAAGAUUUCAGGUAAAAGAAAAAUUGUAGUUAAUGGUGAUAUUCGGCAUCAAAGCAGCAAAAGUGUAGGGAUGCUUCAGUAUCCGUUCGUAUGAAAGGAUCAUAAUUUAAAUGUCAUCCAGCAAGGCGACUCAUAUGAUCUUAGGGUCGAUUCAGUAUCUUUUGAGCACAUGUUCUUGCAAGCAAAAAAUCAAGCAGAGUUUGGAUAUGAGAAGAAGUAUAUUGAUGAUAAUUUUAGCAACAAUGAGGAUGGAGGAUUUGGUCCUGGAGGCUUUGAAAGAAACGAAAAUUUCGGACAAGCUCCUGAGUAUUCAGAGAAGGAAGAAAAGCACGAAUACCCGCCAACUCAAUUUAAUCCUUCAAAAGCAGUCCCAAGCAAUCCAUUUGACGAAUGUUUUGAAGAGCCUUAUUAUGAAAAUGAUGGAGAAAACGCAAGAGAGCAAGAAUUGAAGCCAAUACAUAAAUAUGAUCAAUGGGGAACUCUAGAAGCUCCAGCUAAUGAGCAAAAACCCAAACCAAUAGGUAUUAGACCUCCUGAGCCAAAAAGACAGGCUCCUAAAUCUCAAGCAAUAAAUCAGCCUCCUCCGGCAAGCCAAAACAUUUUUACCGCUCCUGAAAUUAAGCAAACUCGAACAGAAAUUCAUGGAGACUUAUUUGAAAAUCCUUCAAUACCAAAUCAAGCAUCCAAGCCACCUGCACCUAAGCCAGCAGCUUUACCAGACUUUCCUCAGUCAUCAAACCCGUUUGAUGUUUUCGAUGCCCCACCAAACACUACAAAUGCAGGUGGUCAAGGUUUCCCACAAAAUCCUUCAAUGAACCCGACUAUGAAUUAUCCUGCCAUGCCUCCUCAAGCGAUGCAGUUCAAUACUGGAAUGCCUGGAAACUACUACAUGCCUGCAAUGAACCAGUUUUACACUGCAAAUCCCUACUAUUACUCUCCUUUCAUGCAGCAGCCAAAAUAA
Blepharisma stoltei is the source of this 1092-nucleotide messenger RNA. The record is from the annotation of a GenBank genome assembly. NCBI's taxonomy places the organism in Eukaryota, Ciliophora, Heterotrichea, Heterotrichida, Blepharismidae.